This is a messenger RNA of Gaeumannomyces tritici R3-111a-1, 4464 nucleotides long. RefSeq lists its product as hypothetical. NCBI's taxonomy places the organism in Eukaryota, Fungi, Ascomycota, Sordariomycetes, Magnaporthales, Magnaporthaceae. The coding region runs from base 122 to 4063 and encodes 1313 amino acids. Gene Ontology annotation, molecular function: ATP binding; ATP hydrolysis activity. The record is from RefSeq and is a predicted model, not a curated record. The transcript is spliced from 3 exons.
CGAGAGCCGACUAGGCCCCCGUCGUGCUUUCACACCCCAAGGAUCGCAACAGUUUUCUUGCCCGUAAUUCUCCUUGCCGAUAUAUACAUGGGCUUAGAAUCCACCGAAGGUGCCGCCGGAAAUGGUCGAACAACCCAAUCAGCACGUCGGAGAUGAGUCGAAAGUCACAGGCUUGCUGUCAGUGAAGGAAUCAAACAAGCCUGCAUCUAGCGACAAAGAUGACGAUGACCAAGGUGCUUUGGCGCCCAGCUUCACCAGUAACAGAAGCGGAGGCACGACGGACUCGAGGAGCACUGUCAAGUCCAUAGAGAGCACCGAGGCCACAGAUACCGCCCCCGAUGACGGUAAAUCCAGCGGGACCGAUGCCGACGAUACCGGCUCAGCUCAAAUGGGCAAGGCGGAGCAAGAGCAGCCAGCAGACGCCAGCAAGGGCCCUGCGGUCGAGCAAGACGGAAUGGUUCCACAGGAGGGGCAGACGGAGAAUUCAAGGAAGAAGCCCAGAAAGCCGCGAGCCGAGCGGCUCCGUGAGGAGCAAGGGUCUCCCUCUGACACGGAGGGGGAACUCGAAAGUGGCGACGAGGACGUCUACGCCCUAAGUUCAACCAUCGGGUGGGCGUCAGAGCUGCAAUCCAAAAACCUGUAUGAAGCGUUCCGCAUGAAGCUCGAAAGAAGGCAGAAACUCCUGGAGAAGAAGGGCCACAAGAAAAAGGAUAACCAGGGCCCCGCGCUGCUCAAAGGCCUGGCCGACUACAUGCGGGUGCUAGAGAAGCGCAUCGGGAAACUCGAAACUGAGCACGCAAAGUCCGGCACAGAAGCGACAAAAGGUGGCAGUGGCGAGAAUCGCGAUGGGGAUGGCAGGGCGUCGGAGGGCAAGGACAGCAAAAUGGAUGGCAGUGCGUCGGAUGGCAGGGACAGCAAAAGGGAUGCCGAUGUGGACGAGGACCAAGUCCUAACAUCAUUCCACGACUACCAGCACGAAGAGACGCUCGUGUUUACAGAACUGGAUCGCAAGGGCCCCUUCUGCGACGAAAGCGAAUCCUUCAUUUCCAAGAACCCGCACUAUGUGCUGCGCGUCCUAUUCAAGUGGAACGAAACGUACCGUAACCCCAAGAAGCACGACAGCCUCUUCCAGCCCGACCCGGCACAGGUGGACGUCCUCGGCAUCCGCAUCAACUCGCGGCCCAUCGCAUCCUUCCUCGAGAGGCAGAUGAACUUCAAGGUUGAUUGCCUCUCCAUUACGCAGACCUCAAAACCGUUCCGGCUGCUCAUCCGCAAUGCCGCAGCGAUCCAGCACCAGCUCGAUGUUUUGGAGGCAAAGUAUGGACAGAGCUUUGCCACUCCUCGGCCGGAGGAAGUCAAAACGACACCGGAUUUGGAGAGGACAGAGUCGGAUGGCGCCGCCGCGACUACCGGGCAGAAUGUAACACCUGGCAGCAGCGUCGAGACAUCGGCCAAGGAGCCCACAGCCGAGGUGGAGGAAGAUGCCGAGCGCCGGGAGGAUGCAGUCGAGCUCUACGACUCCAAGAAGGCCCUCCUACACUUCAGGGAGCUCAUGGCCUUCAUCGACAGAUACCUCGGCCAGAAACGCAGGCUUUACGACGACAUACAGCUGGGGAUCCCGCCUAGGGUCACGUUCGAGGAUGUCUGGAUGCUCUUCGACUUCGGCGACACCAUCCUCUGUCCCUGUCGAGGGAACGAGGAAAUCUGGAUCGGCGAAGACUCGCACGCCUCGAUUCAGCGCCAUGUGCCGCAGGCCUACCGCGUUAUCGCCAGCGCCGGGGGUGUCCUGCGGGGCCGGCGCUUCGUGCCGCGCGCAGCCGAAAGCGGUGACCGGGCGGGCAGGGAGGCCUUGAAGUCGACCAAGGCGGUAGCUACGGACCCUUCGGAGCCACAGUCGCAGCAGUUCUAUAUCAAGCAGCUGCUAGAACUCAUCGAUGAGCAGCAAUCAGGCGAGAAGGCCAGUGACCGGUUCACGUCACUACUGGUGUCGUGCUACUACAUCGACUUUAACGGGGCCCGGCUAAGCGCCGUGCCCGACAUCUUCAAAAUUAGGCCGUUCGACGGCGAGAUGGAGGUCACGUCGCUCAACGUUUUUCCAAUGGCGUACCAACGGCACCUGGGCACUCAGGACAAGGCGAUAGACCUACACGCGCGUGGACUAAAGUUCCUCGAAUGGACUCGCGUUACGCACCUCAGCUACGACGGCCAAACGGUCGGCGAGACGCAGGAGGAGAUCACCAGCCCCGUCAUAAUCGACUUUAAGCUCGCAUUCCAGGAGUUGCCAGACCUGGUGCCCAGCUUUGGCCGAUCCGAGCGCAUCUGGGACUGGACGAACCCCGGAGGGCUGAUGGAGCUGCCCAUGUCGACGUGCGAGAACCCCACGACAACGUGCUGCCUCAAGGACCAGUACAUGGAGUUGGAAAAGGCUCGGUCUGGGAAAAUCCUACCCACCCUCAAGACCUGGCUGGGGGAACUCGAAGUUGGCGGUGACAAAUGCCAGACCAAGCGGCUCAAGGACCAGCUCAGGGAUAAAGAUCUUCACGUGCUGUUGCCUGGCGUGGUGCACGGCUUUGCUCUCCACAGUCGCAAGUGGUUGCAGUUCGACAUUGGACGCCUCAAGGAGGUCGAGGUUGCUGAGGGCGAGAGCGGCUGGGACGAUCUCGUGCUCCCGGCGACGCACCGCAGCAUGGUGCAGUCCAUGGUCGAGACGCACACGGCCGGGUCGCGUCAGGGCUCGUCGGGCCCCGGCGCCUCCGGGUCUGGCAGCGAGGGCAAGUACGACAUCGGAUUGAUCCAGGGCAAGGGCAAAGGCUGCAUUAUCCUGCUGCAUGGCGUCCCGGGCGUGGGCAAAACAUCAACGGCCGAGUGCGUGGCCGCCUACACGCGCCGGCCCUUGUUCCCAAUCACUUGUGGCGAUAUCGGGUACGAGCCGGAAAAAGUCGAGGCGAACCUGGAGAAGCUCUUCCGGCUAGCGCACAAGUGGGGGUGCGUUAUGCUUAUUGACGAGGCCGACGUGUUCCUGGCCGAGCGUGACAAGGCCGACGUCAAGCGCAACGGGCUGGUGUCGGUAUUCUUGCGCGUGCUCGAGUACUAUUCCGGGAUUUUGUUCCUUACCACCAACCGUGUAGGCGCUUUCGACGAAGCGUUCCGAUCGCGGAUUCACCUGUCGCUGUACUACCCGCGGCUGGACGAAAGGCAAACCUACGAGGUGUGGGACAUGAACAUCCGGCGCAUCGAAAAGCUCAACAGGCAGCGCGAGGCGGACGGGCUGCAGCCAGUGGCGUACAGCCGCAAGCGAAUCCACGAAUGGGCGCAGCUCAACUACAAGGCACUCCGGUGGAACGGGCGUCAGAUCCAAAACGCCUUCCAAACGGCGCUGGCGUUGGCCGAGUUCGAGGUCCGCCGGCGGCCGCUCAAAAAGCGGCAGCCCAAGAUCACCGUGGAGCACUUCCGCACCAUCGGCGAUGCCACCAUUCAGUUCGACAACUACCUGAUCGAAACCCACAUGGGCGCGGACCAGUCCAAAGCGGCCAAGCAAAAGCAGAUCCGGUCUGACCAGUUCGGGGCCGAUGGGAAGCCAGCCAAGGACCGCGAGAUCCAGAUGCCCAUCUCGCACAAGCCCAAGCCCAAACGGAGGGCGCCGAGGGCGAGGGGGGCAUGCAGUGACGACACCGAGUCCUCUCAGAACGAGACCGACUCGGAAGAGGAGGAGGAGCACAGCUCUCAAGAAUCUGACAGUGAGUCCGACGUGAAGUCCAGGAAGAAGAGCAAGAAGACAACGAAAAAGAAGACAACAGAUAGCGCCAAGGUCAAGGUAGAGGUCGAGAUAGGCGAGAAGGACAAGGUCAAGGCAGCCGAGAAAGGGUCGAGGAGAAAAAAGAGGACGAAGAAGGACCAAAGCUCGGAUGAGGAGACGGAAGAGGAAGAAGAGAGCGAGGAGGAAAGGGCGAGCAAAAAGAAAAGGGGCACCAAAAAGCAGGUGAAAAAAACCAAGGCCAAAAAACGGAUGAGCUCGGACGAGGAGGAGGAUGGUAACGAAGAUGAGGUCCAGUCCGAAGACUGAUAGUGGGGAUGGAUUGAUGGGCACGGGAUCCCAUAGCAACACCCCCUUUUUUUGUUCGCUGCCAACCAAAUAAUAACGAGUGCCUGAUGUGAUUGAGAAAGAACUGACGUGGGAGGAUCAGUCCUAACCCCUGAAGGCGGAAAGCUAGCUCAGAAUUGGCCGGGUUGAUGAACGGUGAGGGCUCUAAUCUCGAAAAAUAAAUCGUCAAACGUAAAUUCCGGUGAUGUGGAACUUGACGUCUCCUGAAGUACCUUUGGGGGUUUUCAGAGAGUACCAGCCUUCACGGAGAAAGCGCCCCUCCAAAUAUGCGCCACAUUAUGAGGUCCAGUUGGACUUGAUAGCAAAACAAGAACUCAGUCGCCAAUUAUGUUGAGACACAAAUGAAAUGGUUUUGGUCAGGA